CCGUCUGCAUUUUCUCUUCAAUUUCCCCACUCUUCCUCUGAUUUUCCAUGUUAUUUCCUUUUAAUUUUCUUCCUUCUUCUUCUUUCACAUUCUUCACCUUCAAUUUAAAUAAUCCGUUCGAACCCCACCCUCAUCCAUUUUUCCCCUGCGCUUUUUCUCCUAGAAUUUAUCAGUUUCAGACCAAAUGCAACUCGCUGAUUCCGCCGACGUCCCCAGUGAAUCUUCUGGAAACUCCAGGAAGGAGCCGAGAGAAGAUGAAGCCACCGCCUCCACCGCCAGCUCGACUACCAUCAAUAAUGACGAUAUAAGCAGCUGCAGUCCCGGUGAGGAGUUGGUUCUCGACGUUUCUGGUAAAAGUUUGGAGUUUCCUUUGCUCGAGAACUCCAAGGGAUCGCUGGAAGAAGAAGUUUAUGUGUACAGAAAUGUGUUCAAUUUGAUACCGAAAUCUGUGUGGAGUUUUGGGAGGUUGAAGAAUUUGAAAUUUUUUGCGAAUGAGAUUAAUUUGUUUCCAGAGGAAAUUGGGGAUUUGGUCGGGUUGAAAUGCUUGCAGGUGAAGAUACCAUUGCCGGGGUUCAGUGGUCUGGCUUUGAGCAAGUUGAAGGGCCUCAAGGAACUGGAUGUCAGUAGGAUACCUCCUCGGUCUUCCGUCUUGAUGCUGUUGAGUGAGAUUGCCGGGCUCCAGUGCCUGACCAAGCUUUCUGUUUGUCAUUUUUCCAUAAGAUACCUUCCUCCAGAAAUUGGCUGUUUAAAGAAUUUGGAAUAUUUGGAUUUUUCAUUCAAUAAGAUAAAGAGUUUGCCUGCAGAAAUAACUUAUUUGAGUGCCUUGAUAUCAUUAAAAGUUGCCAAUAAUAAAUUGGUGGAACUUCCAUCAGGUUUGUCCUUGUUGCAACGAUUAGAAAACUUGGACUUGUCAAAUAAUAGGUUGAUAUCGUUUGAUUCUCUUGAAUUGGGAUUGAUGCACAACCUUCAAACGUUGAAUCUUCAGUACAAUAGACUUCAAAAUUGUUCUGACAUACCUCCGUGGAUGCACUGCAAUUUGGAUGGAAAUGUCAGUGCCAGGUUCAAUGAUGACCUAAUCAGCUCUUCAGUUGAGAUGGAUGUAUUUGAAACUGCCAUUCAGGAUGAUAAUGGAAGUAUUUCUUACCAUGGCUCUUGUCAUAAUCCCUCAAGUAUUGCUGUAUCCUCAUCAAACAAUAGAUGUAUUGCAUCUCAGAAGUUGAGUAAGCGAUGGAAGAGAAGACAUUACUUGCAACAAAGAGCUAGACAAGAGCGUUUAAACAACAGUAGGAAGUGGAAGGGGGAUGGACAUGCAGAAGUGUUGAUUAUGGAGGCAGGGGACAAUGCACCUGACAAUUUAGAUGCCCUUACUUCUGGAGCUCCUGCAGAAGAUGCAUCAGACAUUAUAGUCCUCAAUGAUGAUGACAAACCGUUACUUUCUGUGGAAGCCAAAAGUGAAAAUUCAAGUGUUAGACUUGAGAAGGAUAAACUAACUUCCCAGAAGGGGAUCCAUGUUGAAAAUGGUUCAUCCAUUGAACUUAAGGUUACAAGUAAAAGGGAUAAAGAUGAAUUUUCCCAUCUUGAUGUGUCUCUGCCCACCCCACCAGACAAAACUUUUGAGCACAGUGAAGGUUCAUCUUCAGCACCAUGCAGAUCUUCUACUAAGUCUAAGAGGCAUUCUGAUAAGGAUCUUGAUAAUCCAAAACGAUGCAAGUCUUGGAAAGGAAUAGAUGCUAGCCUUAGUUUAUCAUGCAAGUACAGUAACAUGUCAUUUUGUGGUUUUGAAGAUCAUCUGCCAGAUGGCUUUUAUGAUGGAGGACGUGACCGGCCCUUCAAGCCACUGCAGACUUAUGAAAACAUUUUGCAUCUUGACUCACAUGAAGUUAUUCUUGUGGACAGGUUACUGGAUGCAAUCGUUCUCUAUGCUCAAGCUAGGGUAUUUUAUUUAAAACAAAUGAAAGGUUUCACUAAAGACAUGGAGCAGGCAGCUGUUGAUAAUUUGCAGAUAGCAUCAUGGCUUGCUCUUUUUGUAUCAGAUCAUUUUGGAGGUAGUGAUAGAAAUGCUAUUGUUGAAAAGAUGAGAAAAACAGCAUCUGGUAUGAACUACAGCAAGCCUUUUGUUUGCACUUGUUUGACCAGAAAUAGUGACACGAACAACAGUCGCACAUCUACACAGAUUUUGGGUACCGUAGAAGAUAUUAAUUUUUCUGAUAUCUGUGAGAGUUCUUUACGGUCAAUAAAGUCUAAAAGGAAUAGCAUUGUAGUUCCUAUAGGUGCCAUGCAGUUUGGUGUGUGUAGGCACAGGGCACUUCUCUUGAAGUAUCUAUGUGAUCAAAUGAAGCCUCCAAUUGCUUGUGAGCUUGUAAGAGGUUACUUGGAUUUCAUGCCACAUGCUUGGAAUGUUAUUCUUGUCAAGAGGAAUGAUUCAUGGGUCCGGAUGGUAGUCGAUGCUUGUCAUCCACAUGAUAUAAGAGAAGAGUCAGAUCCUGAAUAUUUUUGCAGGUAUAUUCCCCUCAGUCGUAUGAAGGUUUGUCCUGAGGGUGAAAGCAGUUCUGUUCUCAGCCACACCUUCCCUUCACUAUCCAAAAGUGAUGAAAUUGAAAGAGCUCCUUCCAGUUCCGUCAUUCUGUGCAAGUUUGGAUCAGUGGAUGCUGUAGCAAAGGUACGUACUUUAGAAGUAUGGGGGACAUCAGUCGCAGAAGUUAAAGACUUUGAGUAUAGUUGUCUGGGAGAAAUAAGGAUAUUGGGUGCCCUGAAACACCCAUGCAUAGUAGAAAUGUAUGGACAUCAGAUAUCUUUCAAGUGGAUUACUGCAGAGGACAGAAAUUUAGAGGGUCAUGUAAUGCAGUCUGCUAUUUUGAUGGAGUUCAUAAAAGGAGGAUCUUUAAGGAGUCAUAUUGAGAGGCUAGCAAAAGCUGGUGGUAAGAAGCACGCCCCUGUAGACUUGUCAUUGUGCAUUGCGAGAGAUAUUGCAUGUGCAUUAGCAGAGCUGCAUGCCAGGCAUAUUAUUCAUCGAGACAUAAAAAGUGAAAAUGUACUGAUUGAUUUGAAUGAGAAGAGAUCUGAUGGGAGACCUAUUGUCAAGCUCUGUGAUUUUGAUAGAGCUGUGCCUCUAAUGUCUUCUCUGCAUACAUGCUGUAUAGCUCAUUUAGGAAUUCCUCCUCCCAAUAUAUGUGUUGGAACACCUCGUUGGAUGGCUCCAGAGGUUCUGCAUGCCAUGCACAACCAUAACUUCUAUGGAUUAGAAGUGGACAUUUGGUCGUAUGGAUGCUUGCUUUAUGAAUUGUUGACUCUACAAGUUCCAUAUUGUGGGUUGUCAGAAGUACAGAUUCAUGAACUACUUCAGGUAACCAUUGGAUGGUGAAUUUGGUGCUUGAGUUGAGAGUCACAGCUUAGAAGUAAAUAGUUUAGUGCCCCUGGGUCUUGCGUGAAUCAGUAGUCUAUACUUUGAUGAACCAUUUAAUUUCUGCCAACGGCUUAUCAAAACCGAAGCACUUAAUUUCCUCUCUGAUCUUGCUGCAGUCUGGAAAACGGCCACAAUUAACAGAAGAGCUGAAGGCACUGGAAUCACCAAAUGCAACCACUAUGUCUCAGUCCAGUAUAGAGCUUGAGGGAUCAGAACUUGAAGUAAAAACACUUAGAUUUCUUAUUGAUGUGUACCGCCACUGCACAGAGAAAAAUCCAUCUGACCGACCAACAGCUGAAGAGCUGAAUAAUAUGUUGCUUGAACGCCAAGUGACUUCUGGAGUUUAAAGUUAAUAAAAUGUAGUCCGGUACCAUUAGGUAAUAAUCCCUUCCCUUUCCAAAUUUUUUGUAGCCCUAGGUUGUAUUAUAGAGUUUAACAUUUAUUCACCUAUUUAGGAUCAACCAUUUGAGUUUCUCAGGAAUUAAUAACCCUGUCACACUGACUAGGUUUAGCAGCCUCACCAAAUGAUCCCUGUAUACGAGCAAUUUUCCAGCAAAUUAUAUAAUCAAAAUCUGUAAUCUGAUUCAGAUUUGUAAAUUCUGUAGGCAGUGUAUUCACCAAUGUAGCUAACCUGUUUGGCUGUCGGAGCACCCCAAUUUUGAAGCUUUAGUCUCUUGAAAACGUUGAAUCAUAUUUUUCUAUUCAAAUUGGAAAAUAAGAUUUGAGUUUGACCGUUCCUUUUGGGGCUUUCAAUUUUACCCCUACCGUAGAUGCUAUUAAGCUUCCAGAGGACUGAAGCUAAAGUUUUAAAGUAUUUGGAAAAAGAAUGUAUGGAGAAAUUUUUUUAGGUUCAAUAAACUUCUAUCAAAAUU
Messenger RNA from Rubroshorea leprosula, 4275 nucleotides. The record is from the annotation of a GenBank genome assembly. Lineage: Eukaryota; Viridiplantae; Streptophyta; Magnoliopsida; Malvales; Dipterocarpaceae.